This is a messenger RNA of Pichia kudriavzevii, 2640 nucleotides long. RefSeq lists its product as uncharacterized. Bases 1 to 2640 code for a protein of 879 amino acids. NCBI's taxonomy places the organism in Eukaryota, Fungi, Ascomycota, Pichiomycetes, Pichiales, Pichiaceae. The record is from RefSeq and is a predicted model, not a curated record. The transcript has a single exon.
AUGACGUUUAUACACAACAUAUUUACAUGUGUAAUAAGCGAUGGGUUAACCCGCAUUGCACAUUCCGUGUCUGAUUCAGGAACAUGUCUCCAAGAACAUCAACUAAAGGAAGUGCAACAUCUACUAACACCCAAGACAAUAGCCAAAUUUCCAAACACAGAAUUCUAUACAAUUAUCCCGGUUUACUUCAAGUUGAGUGGGGAGGAAGGGUAUUCAAUGCAUAAAUCGGAAGGUUCUAAGUUUGCUUAUUUAUUUACAAUCAGUAGAUACAAUAACCACCUUACUAACACACUUUCCAUGGUCAUUUCCAUCCCUCUAUUUGAAGUUUUAAAGCCUUUGUUGUACUACUUAUUACACACCUUUUCCGAAACAGCUUUGAAAAAUGUGUCACUUCUUUCUGUUUUGCAAAGCUUGAAUAGCUCUUACAUUUAUGAACUGAUUGAAUUUUAUAAACAUCUCAAUAUGCCAUCGAGAUACGUUUUGACUAGACUCCAAUCACAAAAGACACUAAAUCUUCCAGAGACCUUGGUUGGUCAUUUCACAGAUUCGGGCAAUCUGUACAAGACGAAAAUCAGAUUAAAUGACAACAAUUUGGAAUUCCCAAUCCAAAUACCAAAAUCGUCAGUUGUGGCAUCACCAGUGUCAAUGUUUGGAAUUGAUCUAAGGAGGUCUUCACUAUUAAAGGAUUUUGUCACUUUACUAAACUCGAUUAACCUAUCUUUUGAUGGAUUUAUUUUCAAAGAAACUAGCAUGACACCUUAUGAAUCAAUAUCGCCUUUACAUAUCGUCCUAAAUGCACUAAUUUUGAAGAAAAAAAUUAUUAUUUAUGCUAAUAAAAGCAGCUAUAAUCAAGUUAAUGAGAUAUCAGAACUUCUGUUUCUGAUCUUCACGUCCUCAGGUGCCCCAAAUUCGUCUUCUGAUUUGCCAUAUUACCCUAUUCUUGACAUUGAAAAUCUGGAUUUAAUCAAAUCUCAGAAAUGUUACUUGAUUGGCACAUCAAAUCCUCUACUGAUGAGCAAAUUAAAAUGGAAUGUAUUUAUUAAUCUUGAUGCAAAUACCAUGUUUGUUCACACAGAAGAAGAUUAUGAUAUUGAUGAAGCCUUUUUCAAUAAAACGAAGAAUGAAAAUACAAGUGAUAUAAUCAAUAGUUUAAAUACAGAAAUCCUAAGUUCUGAAAGGUGUACCAACAACGCUUAUUCGAUGAAACCUUCGAAUUCGUCAAAUUUGUCAAUUGUGGAUUGUAUUUCCCAUACAGAUAAACCCCUACAAUACUGGAAUUCCGAAGUUUUCCCUCGUAUUUUAACACGAAACGAACUAAACAAUUGUGAAAAGCUAUAUUUUAGCAAAAACAAAUCAUUUAGUAAGCACUCCUUUGUUCCUUCUAAAUUCCCAUUUUUAUCGACAGAUUCUUCCAUACCGACAAUAGAUCUCGCCUUCAAUGUACAACUUGCAAAGCUCAUCAAAGAUCACCAUGAUGAUGAAACAUUGUUUACACUGAUAACUAACUACCUCAGAAAUUUGACGGCAAAUGUUUUACCUGCAUUUCACCAUUUUACAACUUACCUUAAAAUACGAGAUUUUAAGGCACAUUUAUCGAUUAGCCACAUGGACGAGAAUCAUGAGGUGAUUAUACGUGAUUUUGUUGACGCCAAUAACUUGAUUCAAUCCUUCCCAAUCAAUUUUGCUUUCUCUACGGAAUGCGCUUUUUUGGACGAUGCCAACAUUGCAUCUCAUUAUGCGAAGAUUGUAAUCAGAAAUGUUUCAUUAUUGAGGUUAGCGGUUCAUUAUAACUCAAUACUUUUUGACGAACCAAAAAGCUAUCCCGGAUAUCUAUUUAGCUGGAAUGGGGGGAAACAGAAUGUGGGAGAUUCGGACAUCAUAGCCAGAUUUGAUGUUCACUAUCUUGUAAGUUUGAUUGAUAAGAUGGUGAAUGAAGAUUCGGGAGAAAGCUGGAAGAUUGACGAGAAUUUUCUGCUCCAAAUAUUCAAGCCCAUCAAUUCGAUACUGAAAAACUACUGUGAUAAUUCAAAUGGACUAGCCGAAAUUUUCAUGGAUUUCUUCAUAGAAAAAAGAGGAGAUGAAUCUCUCACCAAAUCGACAGGCAUUAAUUUGUAUUCUUUCUUGAAAGAUGACAUACAACCUACAUACCUACUGAGAGAAACAUCUAAUGCGGUAUCGACGAAUAGUUUGAGUACAAACGAAGAAGAGUUGGAAGUGAAACUAAGAAGAUUGGCUGUUUCGUCGGGAAAUGAAGAAUUUGUCAAAGACGCAAUCAGGGAAACUGCCGAAGAAAACGUAGCAGAAAAUUUGGACAUGAAACAUUCAAAAGCCCGUUGUAGCAAUUCUAGCAUUCACGAAAAUAUGCCUAAGGUUAAAGAUGACAUAUCGUUUAUUCUCUCAAACUUGGCAAAUUCGAGGUUUAUAAAGCUAUUGCUGAUUGCCUCUUUGUUUUUACCCUCUGAAAAGUCGAGUAUCAUUAAAAAUAGGCAAGGUAAGAAACCGAAAAAUCUAGUUACUGCUGAAUUCAAGAAAUUUUUUGGGUAUGUUCUGAACGAUCCCUUUUUCAAAGCAUAUAUUCUCCCCAAUAUUGAUGAUUUCGUUAAACUGUGUAUCAAUGACUUUAUUGAUCGUAUUUCCUAG